This is a messenger RNA of Pieris rapae (cabbage white), 1240 nucleotides long. RefSeq names its product ethanolaminephosphotransferase 1. Gene Ontology annotation, cellular component: endoplasmic reticulum membrane; Golgi apparatus. Gene Ontology annotation, molecular function: ethanolaminephosphotransferase activity. The record is from RefSeq and is a predicted model, not a curated record. The transcript is spliced from 10 exons. Gene Ontology annotation, biological process: phosphatidylethanolamine biosynthetic process. NCBI's taxonomy places the organism in Eukaryota, Metazoa, Arthropoda, Insecta, Lepidoptera, Pieridae. Bases 78 to 1175 code for a protein of 365 amino acids.
CCAGUCGGCCAUGGACGUUCGAACCGGUAUUAUGUAUUAACAAAAACUUUAAAUAAAUUAUAAGCAAAAUAAUAAACAUGUUUGAUUAUAAAUAUUUAAGUGUGAAACAUCUCAAGGGGUUCAAUAAUUAUAAGUACAGCGCAAUCGACACAAGUCCACUCAGCAAAUAUGUGAUGCACCCAACAUGGAACACCCUGGUAAAGAUUGUGCCCAGAUGGGUGGCUCCGAACCUCCUCACCUUCGCUGGUUUCCUCUGCAUGCUGGUAAAUGUAGUAUUGCUGACGAUAUACGACUAUGACUUAACAGCAUCAGCUGAUGGCGCCCAAGGUUUACCCAGGGGCAUAUUUACCCUUUGUGGGGUUUUAUUGUUUUUAGCUUAUCACUUAGAUGGCAUAGAUGGCAAACAGGCAAGACGAAUCGGUGUUUCUGGUCCUCUCGGAGAGAUGUUUGACCAUGGAAUAGACUCCUAUAUUGUCUUUCUGAUACCCUUCUGUCUCUUCUCCGUGUUUGGACGUGAUAGGUACUCUAUACCAGAGUUCAGUAUAACCAGGGAUCGAACCUACGAUCUCAAGGAUAAAAUUCGCAUGCUGAAAGUCCAGGUAGCCAGUAUAAUAUUUCUGGUGGCAGGUGUGAAUGGCCCAGAAGUAUACAAAACCUAUGUUUAUGGAGAAUUAACGUUCGUUCAGGGUCUGGAGCUGGCAAUCCACACGACUGGACUCUUCACAACAUUACCCGUCGCUGUUUAUAAUGUUUAUCUGUCGUACAAGAAACGGACGGGUAAAAUGCAUCCAUUAGUCGAUGCUUUGAGACCCUUAUGGCCCAUGUUGAUAAUGACAAGUCUUAUGACGACGUGGGCUGCUAGCAGUGAUAUAAUGAUGCGGGAUUUGAGGGCGUUCCUGAUGCUCUUCGGAACUCUUUUCAGCAAUAUUGCGAGUCGUCUCAUAGUUGCCGAGAUGAGUGAUCAAUGCUGCGACACAAUUUCAUGGUUAAAUAUACCUUUGGCGUUUGGAAUUGGACUGGCGAUACAACUACCUGGCUACGAACUGGCCAUUUUGUAUAUUCUGACAGCUUUUACCAUCAGCGCUCAUAUACACUACGGCGUUUGUGUGGUCCGCCAAAUGUGUGAUCACUUCAAAAUACAAUGCUUCAGAGUACCCAAAGACAAGAGAAAAUAGAAAUUAAUUAGGAAUUCCAUAUUUAAAUAUAUUUAAUUAAAACCAAUAUUGUCUUAGUUAUUAUA